Lactuca virosa is the source of this 873-nucleotide messenger RNA. The record is from the annotation of a GenBank genome assembly. NCBI's taxonomy places the organism in Eukaryota, Viridiplantae, Streptophyta, Magnoliopsida, Asterales, Asteraceae.
AUGCUUAGGGAUGCAGUACGCAAAUAUGGGAAUCUAGUAGAUACCUACAUCGCAGUGAGGAAAGAUAAGAGUGGAUCUUAUUUUGCUUUCAUCAGAUUUGAAGGUAUUAAGGAUGUCCAGGUGAUGUUGAACUCCCUAAACAAAGUCAGAUGCGGUCAUUUCAUAUUGAAGGUAAACGUGGAAAAAUACGAGAAGAACUCCAACAUCAAGGGACCGCUGAGACAAAAUCGGAGAGCUCUUUAUUCUCAACAUACGAAGAAUCAUGGCGGGUGGAACAAUACUAGUGAUGAAAGAUCGUUUGCAGAAGUUGUCAUUGGAAGACAAGACACUCCAAAAACUUCCUCCCCAUCGUUGAUCCCAUCGGUCAUUCUCAAGAGCGUUAAAGCAAUGGAGAAUACGUUUUCACUCACAGGUGAAGUCACUUGCUUCCAACUUCUGAUAAACCUUCCCAAUCAAAAUGCAAGCUUGGUAGCCAUCAGAUUUGGAAAGGUUAUUGAAGUGGUUGGGUGUCAAAAUUGGCAUGGAAUUGAUUUGUCAUUCUCAAACGCUAGAAUUCUAACGUCGUACAAAAAGCUAAUAACUGAGGAAAUCACUUGCUCUUUCAAUGGAAGAUUGUCCACAAUCAGGAUUGUAGAAUGCGCAGACCCAUGGGAGCCUUUCUCCAAGUUCUAUGAGUCAGAUUACGAUUCUUCUGCUCAUGGCAACAAAGAAAAUGCAGAAGAUGAAGACAAAAAUAUGGAGAAAUCUGAUACUGACGAUGAAGGCGAAAUCAAUAUUCCCGGAGACGGUGACGAUCAGGUACCCUCGCCGGAGAAGACAUAUGACAUCGGGAAUAUUAUCCCUACAAUUAAUAGAGUAGGUGAUAAGUCGUAG